GCAUUUGAUCACAUGAUCUGCACCUCCCUGUAAUGGAUGGAGAUAGAUCUCCACGUCAGCUUACGUCUCUAACUUUUUACUCCACAGAUCUGCUUCAAAGAGGCAGGAGCAGCAACGUAAGGAAAACCAUGCUAAGAACAGCUUUCGCGGAGAGCCCGAGGUAGAGUAAUGAUGGAUUUUGAUGAGCGAGUUUCUGUGGGCUCUAACAUGUAUUUGCCCAGUUGUACGUACUACGUGUCGGGUCCUGAUUUCUCCAGCCUACCUUCCUUUUUACCCCAGACACCGUCUUCUCGCCCCAUGACGUACUCUUAUUCGUCUAACCUGCCCCAGGUUCAACCUGUGAGAGAAGUAACCUUCAGGGAUUAUGCCAUUGAUGCAUCCAAUAAAUGGCACCACAGAAGCAAUCUAUCCCAUUGUUAUACAGCAGAAGAGAUUAUGCACAGAGACUGCCUGCCUGCUCCUACAACUAGCAUGGGCGAAAUGUUCGCGAAAAACAGUUCCACUGUGUACCAUUCAAGCUCCAAUGCGACGUCCAAUUUCUACAGUAGCGUGGGGAGAAAUGGUGUGCUGCCCCAAGCCUUUGACCAAUUUUUUGAGACGGCGUAUGGAAACACAGAAAACCCACCAGCCGACUACUCUGGGAACAAAAGUAGCAACAAAUUACCUGCUGCCGCAACGUUCAGCUCUGAGACAUGCAGGGAGACGGAGGAGAAAGACCGAGAAGAGGAAAGCAGCAGCCCCGAGUCCUCUUCCGGCAACAAUGAAGAGAAAUCUAGCAGCAGCAGUAGCCAGCGUACUCGAAAGAAGAGAUGCCCCUACACAAAAUAUCAAAUCAGAGAACUGGAAAGGGAAUUCUUUUUCAGUGUCUACAUCAACAAGGAGAAGCGCCUUCAGCUGUCGCGAAUGCUCAACCUCACCGACCGCCAAGUCAAAAUCUGGUUUCAGAAUAGAAGAAUGAAAGAAAAGAAAUUGAACAGAGACCGGUUACAGUAUUACACUACCAAUCCACUGCUUUAAGACGGUUUACACUAUACAUCUUCCUAUGUCAGGAGACCAACAUUCUCUUAUGUUGUGAGAAUGUCGAGGUGCAACGCUUAAUUUCAAUUAUAAAUACCAAGCAACACCAACGAACAAUGAAAAGAUAAUUUCAAGGAAAAAUGUCAGACGUCACUUGUAUAUUCAUAUGUAAAAAAAUAUAUGUAUAUUGUUUUUAUUCUUCCCUCAGUGAUGUAACAUUUAUUUUACAAACCCGGUGGGUAUAAAUCAAUGUUUUUUUUUUCCAUAAACAAACUAUUUCUUAUUGAAUAUUUCAUUGACUGUUAUGUGAAAUAUUGAUCCCGUGCUUAAAUAGCGUUCCUGAUCUGCCAAUAUGAAAGUAGACGAAGUCAACUGCGGAUUAAAAUUAUAUCCAGUA
Acipenser ruthenus (sterlet) is the source of this 1414-nucleotide messenger RNA. Its product is annotated as homeobox protein Hox-A11-like. Gene Ontology annotation, biological process: regulation of transcription by RNA polymerase II; anatomical structure development. The coding region runs from base 169 to 1017 and encodes 282 amino acids. The record is from RefSeq and is a predicted model, not a curated record. Lineage: Eukaryota; Metazoa; Chordata; Actinopteri; Acipenseriformes; Acipenseridae. Gene Ontology annotation, molecular function: RNA polymerase II cis-regulatory region sequence-specific DNA binding; DNA-binding transcription factor activity, RNA polymerase II-specific. The transcript is spliced from 2 exons. Gene Ontology annotation, cellular component: nucleus.